Molecule: messenger RNA, 1767 nt
Organism: Prorocentrum cordatum
Lineage: Eukaryota; Dinophyceae; Prorocentrales; Prorocentraceae
Source: the annotation of a GenBank genome assembly
AUGGCCACCCUGCAGCUGAUGAGGCCCACCAGGACGGAGGGCCGGAUGGAAGCUCUGAUUCAGAUGAUGCUGAUGAUGCCCGUCCACCGUCUCGGUUGGUCGCUCGCCGUGAUAGUCUCCCUGCUGAUGAUGGUAUUGCUGAUGGCGGUCAGCCAGAUCGUGCCCAUCGCCAUGGAGCAGGUGUGGAAAGAACUGACGGACACAAUGGCGAUCUUCCUGCUGAGUCUCGCGGUGAUGGUGAUCUUCCUCCUGCCGGUCUUCGUGGCGCCGGGGAUCUUCCUGCGGAUCUUCGUGAUGCCGGGGGCCUUCGCCCACUGGAUCUUCCUGCUGGGCUCCGUGGUGUUGGGGGUAUUCGUUCUGCGGAUCCUCGUGGUGUUGGGGAUCUUCCUGCGGAUCUUCGCGAUUCCGGGGGCCCUCAUGGCGCUGGUGUUUUUCGCUCCGCAUGGGGCGAUGCGGCUCUUCCUGCUGAUGUCUCUGAGCAUCCCGUCGAUCUUCGGGGAGCAGGGUGCUGCGGAUGUGCUCCUGGCGAUCUUCGUGGUGCCGGGGAUACGAUCCCGGGGCUGGUGGCCUCUGCUCCCGGGGAGGAUGAUCUUCCGUCCGAUCUUCGCGGUGCCGGUGACCUUCCAGUUCAUCUCCCGUGUGUUGGGGCUCUUCAGGGCGCCGGGGGCCCUCCUGCCGAUCUUCGCGAUGCUGGGAGCCGUCGUCCUGCCGGUCGUUGCGGCGAUGGGGGUCCUCCCGGUGACGUUCGUGGUGCUGGUGGACCUCGGGGCGCUGGGGAGCUUCCUGCCGAUCUUCGCGGUGCUGGUGAUCUCCCUUCCGAUCUUCGCGGUGCUGGAGCUCUCGGGGGCGCUGGGGGUCUUCUGGCUGGUCUUCGCGAUGCUGGCGGCCGUCGUCCUGCGGAUCCUCGCGGGGACGGGGAGCUCCCUGGUGAUGUUCUUGGUGAUUGGGGUCCUCGGGUCGAUUGGGAUCAUCCUGUCGAUUUUCGUUGCGCUGGGGAUGUUCGUGGCGAUUUGCACGGCGAUGCCGAUCUCGUUGCUGAUCUUCAGGAAGCUGGAGGUCUUCCUGGAUGACGGCGGCCAUGUUCCGGCGGAUCAGGGCGAAGGGUUAGGCCAGGCAGGCCUGGAGCUCGUGGACAUCAUCGGCACGCUGGAGCGCGCGGUCAACCUUCUGUCGAAGCACGGCGCGGCGAUGCUGCAGGAGCCCAAAGGCGUGAGCAACGUCGUGCAGGCGAUCUCCGCGAUGGUGCAGGCCUCCGUCUUCAGCUCCGCGGACGCCAAGAGGCUCGCCAGCUUCGCGCAGGCCACGCAGGGCGAGGAGGACGUGCAGCCACUCGACUGGGCAUCGAGGCCCGCCGUCCAAGCCUGGCGCGCUCGCGGCCGCAACCCGCGGCGGCCGCGCGGACGGCCCUGUCUUCUUGUAGAGCGGCCACGCGCUCGAGGGGACGUCUCCUUCGAAAUCGGCCACGCGCUCGAGGGGCCCCUUUCUUCUUCCGUGAUUCUCCCUGUUUGCUUAUUCUCUCUCUCGCUCUCUCUCUCUCCCGUGUUCUCCUUCUCGCUCUCUAUCCCCUCUCCUGCGAUCCUUGAGCGCGUGCUGCAUAUCCGUGACGCCAUCACGUUUAAGCCAGCCUGCUCGGAUUGCCUGGUUCGCUGUGGGUGUGUGUGUGUGGGUACUUCUUCGGAAUUGCGGCGUGCGCGGAGGGCAGAGGUGGGGAAGGAGCCGCGGCUCAAGUCGGGCCUGUCCCUCUGCGGGGGGAAGAUUCAAAAAUAG